Messenger RNA from Echinococcus granulosus, 1770 nucleotides. Its product is annotated as Rac GTPase-activating protein. Gene Ontology annotation, biological process: signal transduction. The transcript is spliced from 10 exons. The record is from RefSeq and is a predicted model, not a curated record. The coding region runs from base 1 to 1770 and encodes 589 amino acids. NCBI's taxonomy places the organism in Eukaryota, Metazoa, Platyhelminthes, Cestoda, Cyclophyllidea, Taeniidae.
AUGGCGCGUUCUAAGUGCCGGCAGAAGCAGGUUACUAAGUCGAGCUGCAUUACUUCUCUAGAGAUCCUAAGUUCUCUUGUCCUCAAGCUUUUGGACUCAGCCGAUGUUUCAGAUAAAGCUUCCAAAAGCCUGUAUUUGUUUCUCGAAAAAAGGGCCAUGAAGUAUGCGAAGGAUUGCGAGUCGCUUCGCAUUGAAAGGGAAAAGCUGCUUAAAGAGAGGGAAACCUUGUACGGUAGACUGGAUCAUGUAGAGGAGCAAAAUCGCCAGCUAGGCGAAGAAGCGCAGCGUCUCCAGCGACAGCUUGAGGUUAUCCGCGAGGUCCUCCGUGACAAUGAUAUUGACAAAGCAAAGGAGCGUCUUGUCCAGCUCGAAGAAUGCGGUUGGAUGCGUUCUCCAACACCAGGUCGGUGUGUAAAUGGCCGUAUUGACCAUUCCGCUGGGUCCCUGCUUGAUUCCGAAAAUGCUUCUUCUGGAGACUCUGAUGUUGAGUUGAAGAGCCCAAAAGCUUCGGCUGGCCGCAAAAGGUCUCAUCCUGUCGGAGGCAUUCUUCGACGUUCGGCGCGACUUAGCGCUGGCAAGAAUCUAAAACCGUCAUCGUCCAAUGACCAUCCGGCUUUUUCCUUGACGAAAUCUGUGAUUUCUCGAAAGCGAAUUUCGUCAGACUCUGCUAGCAGUUACCAUGACAUUGCAUUUAAAAGAAUUGCAUUUGAUGAGGCUAAGCUGGAGUCAGAUGGUGUAACGGAGGGUAUUUGUAGUGCACAUGAGACGGUUGAUUCCACCUCACAUUUAGACACCAGCAGUUUUAGGACGCCUGUUCGGCCAACGACGACGGGUAAUCGUUUGACUCGUCUUCACCAGUUCGUGUCUAUUUCUUCGCUACGCCUUCAAAUGUGCGGAUGCUGUGGCAAACGUUUUGCCUUAGGCAGGCCUGCUCUUCGCUGCAAAAUCUGCAGACUUGUCGUCCACGAGAACUGUCAGAAUCGGCUAAAGCAGCGCUGUGUACCUCCAACGGACAUCCAUUCAUCACCUAACCGAGCUGGUGAACCCCCGCUCACCCCACUGUCUACCGCCCUUUCGAGACGCUGUUUGGGCGCGUCCAUUAUCAGUGCGUCACCGGCUGUCGGGACCCCUUCCUCCGCGAGCAAGCACCGGGUUUUCUCGUGGCACUCCGUCCCUCUUGCUUCCCUCUGUCCUCCCAAUGAAUUUCCUAAAAUUCCAGCCCCCGUCAUUCAUUGUGUUAACGAGGUAGCUGCUAGAGGCCUUCUUCAAGUUGGCAUAUAUCGUGUCCCUGGAGCCGAAAAGAAGGUUUUUGAAUUGUUGGACAAGUUUAUGCACGGUCGGACAACUCCCAGUCUUGCGUUGGUGGAGGACAUCAACGUGGUGUGCUCCUGUCUCAAAGCCUUCCUCCGCCUUCUCAGUGAACCACUGGUCACGUACGCCCUCCGUCCAGAGUUUAUAGAAUCCGCAGAGUUGUCACUUCGUGACUCUGAGGGCGCCAAACAUCGAGUGGCCACGUUAAUGGACAAAUUGCCCAUUGCGAAUCGUGACACAUUGGCCUUCAUCAUUCUCCACCUCAAGGCCGUCUCAAGGUCAUCGACAUGUCGAAUGGGGGAGAUGAAUUUGGCCAAGGUCUUUGGAUAUACUCUGGUCGGUCACUCAUGCCCUGAGCCCUCUCUUACACAGGCUGCUAAUGAGGUGAACGGACAGCAGUCGGUUGUACGUCUCCUCUUGUCUGUGCCGGACCUUGUUUACUCCACCAUUCUCGACUAG